AUGACUUCAAUAGGUCAAGAUCUUAUUUUUGCCUCUCUUCUCUUCUUCUUGCUUCUCUAUCCUUCUCUUGGUGUUGAUGUUGUUGGUGCUGGUACUGGUGCUGGUGCUUUGAACUCUGCUCUCUUCCCUCCUACUCCUUUCUCUGACUCUCACUUCCUCCUGUCUGAUCCUCUCCUUCUAGCUCCCUUCCCUCCUCUUCCCUCAAGAAUUUUCGCAAUUUUCACUAUUUGUUCUCUUGCCUCUUCCUCCUCUACAAUAGUUGUGCACUAUACACUGGUGUACCGUCAAAGCAAUCCAUUGAUGCUUGCUGCAAUAGAUGUGCCUCUAGUAAUCGCCCUUCGACUUUCAGGGACCAUGCUGGAAUUCACUGCCCCAUCUCAAAGUUUACUCCCUCAGCAGCUUCGCCAGUUUGCCACACCUGCCCAGAAACUGUUAAACAAAGGCAACGGAAUAGCCACUGAGCCGCCAUUCAAUGCUUUCCAGCUCAUGGAAGGCGUCAAGCCAAGGAUGGCAGCAGAACUACAUGAGUGUUUCGAAUACAAGGGCCUGAAUGAAUUAUGGCUAGCAGGGAAACAAGAUACCAAGGGAAAGAGUCGACCCCGAAUGAAUCCACAAUUGGCCAACAUUUCUGAUGGUGGAAUCAAAAAUUCAGUGAGGACAUCAGGGGGGCACUCAAUGUCAACUGUCAACAGUUCGAAGCAGCAGGAGGUGGACGUUCUGCAGCAAUGCAGUCCACUGAAUGCUGCUCAAUCCAGUGUAAAGACAGGAGGCAUGUACAACCGUACAUGGGUGGUCCGCAUCACUGCUUGA
Molecule: messenger RNA, 810 nt
Organism: Suillus paluster
Lineage: Eukaryota; Fungi; Basidiomycota; Agaricomycetes; Boletales; Suillaceae
Exons: 13
Coding region: 1-810 (269 amino acids)
Source: RefSeq, a predicted model, not a curated record